This is a messenger RNA of Monomorium pharaonis (pharaoh ant), 1668 nucleotides long. RefSeq lists its product as uncharacterized. NCBI's taxonomy places the organism in Eukaryota, Metazoa, Arthropoda, Insecta, Hymenoptera, Formicidae. Bases 1 to 1668 code for a protein of 555 amino acids. The transcript is spliced from 3 exons. Gene Ontology annotation, molecular function: DNA binding. The record is from RefSeq and is a predicted model, not a curated record. Gene Ontology annotation, cellular component: nucleus.
AUGGUUCGAAAAUACAAAAGAAAAACAGCUAGAGGUACAAUUCUACCUGAUAUUAUGCUUAAAGCUGUCAAAGCUGUAAAGAUAAAUAACCUAUCAAUCCGACAAGCUGCUUUAGAUUUCGAUAUCAAUUAUCGUACAUUAGCUCGCUAUUGCAAGAAGAUUCCAGAGGAGGAAUAUCAAUGUGAAGAUAUUACUGCUCCAACGAUUUCUGUGAGUUAUGUUAAAAGUAGAAACAUUUUUACUGAGUCUCAAGAACAAGGAUUGGUAAAUUACAUUCUACGUGCCUCGGAUAUUUAUUUUGGUCUCUCUCCCAAAGAAAUCAGAGUUUUGGCUUAUAAUCUAGCUCGCAAUAAUUCAAUUAAAGUACCUGCAUCCUGGAUUGAAAAUAAAAUGGCAGGAGAAGAUUGGUUCAGCUCACUGAUAAAACGUCACAAUAACAUUUCCAUACGAAAAGAAGCCACAAGUAAAGCAAGAGUGACAAGUUUCAACAGAACUAAUGCUGACUUAUUUUUUCAAAAUUUGGAAACAGUAAUGUCUCGUCAUCAUUUUCAACCUCAAGAUAUUUGGAAUAUGGACGAAACAGGUAUAACAACUGUCCAAGUACCAGAUAGAAUAGUUGCACGGAAAGGUCAUAAGCAAGUUGGAAGCAUUGUUUCGGCUGAAACGUGGAACUUUAAUCAUUAUGGCUUGUGCUAUAUCUACAAUAGGAAAUCACAUACCACAAGCUUUUUUGUGUUUCCUCGUGUACAUUUUAAAGAUUAUUUUAUUGCGUCUGCUCCACCUGGAUUAAGCGGCACUGCAAAUAGAUCGGGUUGGAUGCAAGAAGACAACUUUAAGCAAUUUUUUAAACAUUUCCAUGUUCAUGCAAAAUGCUCGACUGAAAAACCAGUUCUAUUGCUGUUGGACAACCAUAGUUCACAUCUCAGUAUUGAGAGUUUAAACUACGCAAAAGAAAAUGGAAUUGUGAUGUUAUCCUUUCCACCGCAUUGUUCACACAAGUUACAACCUCUGGAUAGGACAGUAUUUGGACCCUUUAAAAAAUAUGUAAACUCUGCUUGUGAUGCUUGGAUAUUAAACAACCCAAACCACACGACGAAUAUCUACAAUAUUCCUGAAGUUGUUGCUGUUGCUUAUCCUCUUACCAUGACACCAACAAAUAUUCAAGCAGGUUUUAAAUGUCUGGCAUAUUUCCUUAUAAUAAACAUUUUUUCUGAUUUGGAUUUCGCACCAAGUUUUAUUACUGAUAGGCCACCAGUUAAAGAAAAUAAAAAUAAUGACGAACAGCAAGCCAUGACAGAACAUAUAAUGGAUGUAGGAGGAAUCAGUUCUUCAGAGCGCCAUGUCGCCCAAUCGUUUUCUAAAAGGUCAGACGAAGGUUUUGAAAUAUUAAGCCCUCAAGAUCUCCGUCAUUUUCCUAAAGCUGGUCCACGAAAAAAUUUUCGUAAGUGCGCAAGAAAACGAGUAACAGCAAUUCUUACUGAUACACCAGUGAAGAGAAAAUUGGAGCUCGAAAAAAUAGAAAGUAAGGAGAACAGAAGAAAAGGGAAAGUAAGUCUAAAGAGAAAUGGGUCCAAUGCAUUCAAUGUAAAGGAUGGUCUCAUGAAGUAUGUGUUUCUGAUGUAUCACAUUGUAACUGUUGAAUCCUGUAUGUCUAUUGGCUGCGGAUAG